AUGAAUCAUAACAUCCAACCGUUCGAAAUUGGUGAUUCGGCUUCUGUGGGAAGACGGUGGACAGCAUGGAAACGAUCGUUCGAGCUGUACCUAGCCUGUAACACCACGGUGACGGCUGAUAAGAAGAAGGCUAUGCUGUUGCACUUGGCCGGUCAGGAAGUGCAAGAAGUGUUUUACGAUGACCCCAACCACGAAGCAGGGGCAGCCCAAGGCAGUGAUGUUUACAUAAGUGCUAUUGAGAUUCUUGAUCAGCACUUCCAGCCGAUUGUUUGCAUUCCCCACGAGCGGGCAGUUUUUAGGAAAAUGUCCCAAAACGAAAGUGAAAGUGUAGCUAAAUUUGUGAGGCGCCUACGUCACCAGGGAGUGCUAUGUGAAUACGGAAAUGCCCUGGAAAUGCGCAUAACAGAGCAAGUCUUUGACGGCUGUCUGUCUAACGGGUUGCGGGAGGUUAUUUUGAAGAAACGCCUGACGCAAUUGGCGGAAAUUAUGGAAGAGGGAAAAGUGCUGGAGACGAUCGACCUGAACCAACAACAAUUGGGAGCAGGAGGGUCUGCAAGUGUAAACAAAGUGAAGAGUGGUACAAACAAAUGUUUUCGCUGUGGUUCUUCGAAACAUUAUGCCAAUGACAUAAAGUGCCCGGCACGGAAGGAAAAGUGCGAUAAAUGUGGGAUAAAGGGACACUAUAAAAAUCAAUGUAAGACGAAGAACUUCUUGGCGAAAACGAAGAAGAAAGUGCGACAAGUGGAAGAAUCGGAAGACGAAGAAGAGGAAGAUGGAAAAACAAAUAGUGAUAAUGAAAGUGAAAGUGACGAGAGUGAUGCGUACCAUGUAUUCGCGACGAAGAACGAGAAAUCAACGCUGGAGAUUCGAGAAGUGAACAGCAACAAAUAUAAUUCCAAAGUUAAGUGCUUGGUCGGAGGAGUACCUUUGGAAUGGCUAGUGGAUUCCGGUGCAUCAGUGAAUGUUAUCGACGAAAAUACCUGGCGGAAGCUGAAGGAUAAUGGAUGUAAGGUGAGCUGUGAAAGUGUCGAGUCGAAAAAGAAACUUCUGGCGUACGGCAACCACCGGCUGGAAGUGAAAGGAGUGUUCAAAACGGAUAUUUCCCACGGAGCGAUGACGGUGCAUCGGGAGGUGUAUGUGAUAAAAGGGCAUGGCACUAAUCUAUUGAGCAAGAUUACUUCGAUGGAUCUCGGAAUACUACAAAUCACUUCGGCUGUUUUGGAAAUUGCAGAAGUGAAGUCAGUGGAAAUUGGAAAGGCAAAGGAUCUACAGGUGAAGAUCAACAUAGACCGGAGCAUUCACCCUGUCCAGCAGCCGUGUCGAAGGCUACCCAUCCCGUUGCAGAAAGUUGUUGACGAAGAAAUUCAAAAGCUCCUCGACCAAGAUAUAAUAGAGGCGGUGACUGAUAAAAUUACAUGGGCCUCACCUCUAGUCGUUACACCAAAGGACGGAGGUCGUCGAGUACGAUUGUGCGUGGACAUGAGAAAGGCGAACACAGCAAUAAUCCCAGAGCGACACCCUUUACCUGUGUUCGAGGACAUGAUGCCUUACCUCAACGGCUGUAAGUUUUUCUCGAAAGUUGACUUGAACCAGGCCUUCCAUCAGCUAGAACUACAUCCAGACUCUCGAGAGAUAACCACGUUCGUCACGACCAAGUGCUACUACCGAUUCAAAAGACUCAUGUUCGGUAUGAACUGCGCCGCUGAGGUGUUUCAGCGGGAAAUGGAGAAGAUACUCAAAGGACUGGAUGGGGUGAUCAUCUUCAUAGACGAUAUCCUAAUCUUUGGUCGUACGUGUUAUGUCGGGUAUUUCGGAGUAUAA
Uranotaenia lowii is the source of this 1821-nucleotide messenger RNA. RefSeq lists its product as uncharacterized. The record is from RefSeq and is a predicted model, not a curated record. NCBI's taxonomy places the organism in Eukaryota, Metazoa, Arthropoda, Insecta, Diptera, Culicidae. The transcript has a single exon. The coding region runs from base 1 to 1821 and encodes 606 amino acids. Gene Ontology annotation, molecular function: nucleic acid binding; zinc ion binding.